AUGGCCAAGAUGGGGACUGACUGUGCAUCAGAUGUUGCCGUCUCAAAUGUUGACGAGCAGAAAUACAGCUCUAGCGCACCGGGAUCAUCAGGCACUGCUGCUGACGACGAUGUGACUGGCGGCAAAAGUCGUUGUCCAAGGCAGGCAUGGGAAUCGCCAACUCUCCCACGUGAGCGAUUGUGCAACUCUGUAGUGCCUGAUUUUCCUGAGUCACGGGGAGCUGUCGUCUGGAAGAAUAAUGUGCUGAAGAGUUCCUUCCGCGACGACGACUUCUUUAAAGUUAGGAUGCAGAACGGCGACCAUGUACACCUCCUGACACAGUUCACUAGAUCUGUUUCUGCAAAUAACAAUGACGACGAUGCUGUUGUUGUGCUGGAUGAUCCUGGUGAAGACCUGAGCCGUCUUAUUCGCGAGUUCUCUAACCAGGCGUAA
Messenger RNA from Toxoplasma gondii ME49, 432 nucleotides. RefSeq lists its product as hypothetical. The record is from RefSeq and is a predicted model, not a curated record. The coding region runs from base 1 to 432 and encodes 143 amino acids. The transcript has a single exon. NCBI's taxonomy places the organism in Eukaryota, Apicomplexa, Conoidasida, Eucoccidiorida, Sarcocystidae.